CUUUAAGAGAUCAGAGGUACAAACUCAUCCGUUACUCAAAGGAUGAAUUAUCCAUCCGACUGUCAAAUGUAACAGUGCAAGAUGAAGGCGAAUAUAAAUGUUUCUACUACGGCAUCCCAUUCAAAAGCAAGCAAGAGACUGUUGAAAUACUAGCUGCUCCUUCUAAUCCAGUACUGGAAGUAUCCCAAGACACACAAAGAGAAAUUACACUGUCUUGCUAUACCCAAGGCUGUAAACCACAGCCCCGGAUUACCUGGCUAUUGGACAACGGGAUAGAGCUCCCUGGUGACAUGAAGCACAAGUUAGAAGCCGAUGGGAAGAAAUGGACCACAACCAGCACGCUGACAGUCCUUGCCUAUGGGCCCAAUUCAACAGCCAGCUGCAUCAUUCACCACCAAGCACUAAGAGAGGAGAAGCUGAUGGCAUCUUUCUGGUUUGAGAACCUCUCCAGGACAGAAUCAAAUCCUGCACCAGCAUCACUAGAGGUGGAUACCCGUGUCUCUGAGAACCAGCAAUCUACAGUGACCACAGCAGUGUCAGAUCUGAACAGCAGCACCGACUCCACUCCAAUCUACCCACAGCAUACUAGAUCCGAACAAUCAACCAUUCCUUUUGCAGUACCAGAGGGUCCAGUAGUUACCAGCUCAGCAUCAACACCAACCCAGCAAAACCUCCAACCAACCCAGCAAAACCUCCAGCCAGAUGUCACAUCUACUUGGUCCGAAGUUACACCAACUGCACCAGACCAGGAAGAAUUGUCUGCUUCAUCGAGUUAUCGUGUCCCCAACGGGACUGAAACAGCAUUCAGUGGCAAUGUCGCAGAAGUGGAAAUUUCCAGGACAGGAGCCCCACUGCCUAGUGAAAACGUAACUGUGAUUUCCACCAUCACCUUCGAGCAAGAUCUGAAAUCUGAAGGCACCAAAAAGAAGGAGAAUAAUCUCUUGCUGCCAAUCUUGGUGGCUGCUCUGAUUUUCGUGCUGCUCAUCAUUCUCGUGCUCUUCAUGAAGAAGCUGAAAAAAGCUCAUGGAGUGUGGAAGAGAGAAAAUGAUGUUUCAGAGCAGACACUGGAGAGUUAUAAGUCCAAAUCUAAUGAAGACAAUCCAGGCCAGGAGAAGAACGGACACGUUGUCAAUCAGAAGCCCAACGUGCAAUAUGUAACAGAAGGAUAUGUAGAAACUACGCAGAAGAAUCCAAGAGACACAAACAUUGCAAUAAGUGAGAAAAUGUUCAGAUGUGGAAAGGAAACAGAUGUGUAG
This is a messenger RNA of Eurypyga helias (sunbittern), 1256 nucleotides long. It is a transcript of the gene CRTAM, whose product is annotated as cytotoxic and regulatory T cell molecule. The transcript has 11 exons. Gene Ontology annotation, biological process: detection of tumor cell; positive regulation of natural killer cell mediated cytotoxicity directed against tumor cell target; cell recognition. Lineage: Eukaryota; Metazoa; Chordata; Aves; Eurypygiformes; Eurypygidae. Gene Ontology annotation, cellular component: plasma membrane. The record is from RefSeq and is a predicted model, not a curated record. The annotation marks the transcript as partial. Gene Ontology annotation, molecular function: signaling receptor binding.